This is a messenger RNA of Didymodactylos carnosus, 2513 nucleotides long. NCBI's taxonomy places the organism in Eukaryota, Metazoa, Rotifera, Eurotatoria, Philodinida, Philodinidae. The record is from the annotation of a GenBank genome assembly.
AUGCCCGUAAAAUUUUUCACGGGACAGACGGGUUCGGGACAACAUUAUUUGCUCACGGGUAUGGGCUUAGGAGAUGGGGCAGAAUUUCUUGUGUUCGGGAUCGGGCUCACGGGCUCGGGGCAACACAAAAGUUUGCCCCGCAGAAGUACCAUUUUUCGUAUCGAUUUUAUUGCGCCAAACGGCAACGUUUGGAUUGUAAAGUUAACUCUUGGCAAGCAAUGUCCAGCUGAAAUCAAACGUGUUCGCGACUUUCUACCACAUUUACAAGGUGGUAAUCAUCAAAGCGUUGAAGAUUUUGCUCAAUGCUUAUUUCAUAUGGGAGAAUCAAAUCGAGCGGCUCAAAUUUGUGAACGUAUGAUUACAGCGAAACCAUCGAUCGGUGAUCUUGAUACUGCCAUUCUACGCAAUAACCUUGCUGCAUGCAAAAUGAUUGGAGGCGAUAAGGGUUUUAAUGGUAUGCUUCAAUGCUAUCAAGUUUGUGUCAAACUCAUUCCGCGACACUUACUACCUACAUUGGCGUCCAUUUUGAUCAAUGCUGCCAAUUUACUCAUGUCUCGUUACUACUACAAACGUGCUGAACAAUUACUGUAUAAAACUAUAUCGAUGAUUGACAGAGAACUCGAUGCAACCCGUGAUGAUGGAAUAAAUCAAAUCAAAAUGAUCUCUCUUGCUGAUGUUCACAUGACUCUGGGCGUUAUUCAUGCCAAUCAAGAUCAAACCGAAGAAGCAUUGAAGUACUUUCAAUCAGUUCUAAGAAUUUUUCAAGGACAUUUACCAUCGGGUAAUGGCCGAUUCGGUUCGGUUUACUUGAAUAUGGCUAAAAUGUACUUCAAGGAUGGGAAAUAUUAUGUUGCUAUAGAAUAUGGCAAGAAAGCUCUUUCGAUUUAUUUGGAAUGUUUGCCGCCUGGUCAUCCAACAAUAGCCGAUUACUACGAAUGUUUGGGUACUAUCUAUCGGUACAAUGGUGAGACCGCUGAAGCCUGGAAAGCAAUGGAUAUUGCCGUAGAGCAGCGAUUAAAUGCAGAACCUGUAGAUCAAAUCCAACUCGAGGCAUCUAAUUACUAUCUUAAAGCCGAAGAACUGUGGCGUCAGCGUUUGCCGGAAAGCGAUAUUCGACUUGGUAAACUACAAGCAGCUAUCGGACAUGUCUAUGGUUACAUCAAAGGUGAUUUCGUAGCUGCAGGUCCCUAUCUGGAAAAAGCCUUGCAAAUUGAAUUGAACCGUUCGAAAACAAUUUCUCAAGUCGGAAGCAUUUUUCUCGGCCAUAUAUACAACGCCCUACGGAAAAACUUUUACAAUCGCGGAAAAUACACAGAAGCUUUAGCGUGCUACGAAAAAUCGUCCUCCAUUUACGAACAUUAUCUACCGCCCACUGGUUCGAUCAUUUUUCCUUUCUCGGCCUAAGUCAACGAGAAUUGGGAAACUAUAUCCUGACAUUGACAUACCAUCAGAAAGCCCUCGAUAUUCUUCUUCUUCAAGAGACUUCAGCCCUGAACCAGGAAUCCAUCGGUGAUGCCUAUGGAAAUAUCGCUGCUGUACACUUUUUAAAUGGAUCAUACCGAGAUUAGCUAUUUUGAAAAAGAAAUAAGCACAAAAUUAGAAAUAAUGGCAUGUAAUUCGCCAGCUUUUAUCACCAUGUAUAUAUGUAUGUAUCGGUGCUCAACUACGAUAGAUCGGCGAAGAACUUUGAAAAUGCUCUAGCCAUUUUUCAAAAACAUGAGAGUCUUAAUAAUCCCGCAUUAGCCAUACUUGAUGCGAAUAUUGGCUUAUGUUACUACCGGCUGGAUGAAUGGGAUAAAGCAGAAGAUUCUCCAGCGAAGUCUUACUACACUAAGAUGUUUUUAUGAUAAGGGUAACUAUUUCAAUUUUGCUUUCACCUAUAAAGCCCUUGCUCUUGUCAAAUGCACUCAAGAUUCAUUCGAGGAAGCCGAACGUCUUUGUCAAAAGGCACUCGAUCUACGUUUGACCGAGCUACCUCCUGACAAUAUCGAUGUUAGACUGUCGUUCGACACUUCUGGAAUCAUAUACACCGCACAAAAGAAGUAUGAUGGAGCUCUAAUCUAUUUUCACAAAAGUGAGAAGAUUGUUCAACAUCAACAAAGAGUAUCCACUAUUGGUUCAAAUUUUUCGAGCAACAGGAUCUGUCUUCUACAAUCAAGCAGUGACAGCAAAGCUCUGGAGUAUUAUAUAAAAGCAAUCGAAUUAGCUCUCAAAAUAUACGCGACAAAUCAGAAAGUGAUCGAUGCAUUGAAUUAUGGAGUGGCCAGAGUGAAUCAUUUUUUAAGACAUAAUUGAUAUUCUUUCGGCCUUUUCGUAUUUGUUAUAAAAAGAGGAUCUUUUCCGUUUAUAAUAAACUUAACACAUUCAAGGCGAUGGCACCCACCCGUGGGUCCCGCUAUAUUGUAACAAGAAACUUAUGAGGGAACCUUUCGAGGUGAUUAAACGCUUUUUGCUCGGAAUCUAGUGGGUUAUAGGUUAUCGACCAUGCUGAUUACGAAUAUGAUCCGGGGUUG